AAAAAAGUAUUAGAAAUCAUUUUAGAAGGAAAUAUCUUGCUAGAUGAUCACGCUAUUAUUAUAAAUAAUUUUUUUGAAGAGAAACAAAUUUCAUUAUAUCGGCUAGUAUCACAUUAUGUAGCUAAAAUUUUGGAAAUGGCUUCCACUUAUUGGUUCAACAAUAACUACAUACGAAAUAAAAACAAGGAAGUUAAUGCUGAUAUAAACUAUGAAGAACUAAAAAGUUAUUAUUACACUUUUAUUCUUGUUCAAUCUGAAAUGUUAUUUAUUAUAGCCCAUGCUUAUAAUAUUAGAACAAAAGACUGUUCUGUUCAUAUUCCAAAAACAAAUCUCAUCAAAUCUAUUAAAUAUUUAACUAAGCCAUUAUCGAUUUAUUAUUUAAAAAUCUGUAAAAUUAUCCAUAAUUAUCAAUCAUGUGAAAUCCAUCCGAUUAAACGAGUUUUCAGGGGUAUUCCAAAUUCAAUAUGGCAAGAUAUUUACAGUCAUUUAGAUUUGACAUCUCAGAAAAUUCAAUUAGCAUAUAAACAAAUUACAUCAAUUUUAGAAUCUAUUGACUUUCAAGAUGAAAAAGAUCACAAUAACCUAGAACUAAUUGAAUCCAUUAUGGAAAGAAUGAAUGAAGCUUAUAAACAAAUUGAAAAUGCUCGAAACUUUGCAGAAUUUAGUAGCCUUCUUAUUGCUAAGAUUCAACAUAAACCGAUUAAUAAUCUAGAUACGAAUGAAUCUGAACCAUUAUUGGCAAUGAAUACCGAUGAAAAAAUUGUUAUAAUUAAUAAUGAUUUAGAAAUUGAAGAUGAAGUAUUUGAAGAAUAUAUCAAAGAAGAAUAUUUAAAACCUUUAUGUGAAAAUAGUGAUAUAAGUAUUCUUCAAAAUUUUAAGCUUGAUAAAUUACUAGCUAAAAAUUUUAUGACUGAAUUAAAAGAAGCACUAACAGAAAAACAAAAGUCUAUGACAGAAAGAGAACUAAAGGCAUUAAAGCGGAUGUAUAAUAAAAUACUAAAACUAUCAACUUCAGCAUUGUCAGAAUCUUUAUCACCUACACCCCCACCAACACUACCACCCCCACCCCCACCCUUGCCACCACCAAGAGUUUUAAAAGAUGCAAUUUCAACAAAUAAUUAUAUUGAAAAAAAUAAAUUGCAAAAAAAUAAAUGUACUCCAAUACCUCUUCCAAGAGUAAAAAUGUUGAAAUCAGAGGAUAUAAUACCUAAUGUACAAAAAUUUUCUAUCAAUCAAUCUAUCCAAGAUUUCAAGUUCCCAAUAUUUACAGAGGAAACCUUUUUUGGAAGUGGAGAAAACUCUGAAGAAGAUGAUUUGAAAAAUAAUAAUGAAGAUAAUGAAGUUCAUUAAAAAUAAAAUCAU
Ceratosolen solmsi marchali is the source of this 1362-nucleotide messenger RNA. RefSeq lists its product as uncharacterized. The transcript has 6 exons. The record is from RefSeq and is a predicted model, not a curated record. NCBI's taxonomy places the organism in Eukaryota, Metazoa, Arthropoda, Insecta, Hymenoptera, Agaonidae. The annotation marks the transcript as partial.